This is a messenger RNA of Esox lucius (northern pike), 1632 nucleotides long. It is a transcript of the gene marcksl1a, whose product is annotated as MARCKS-like 1a. NCBI's taxonomy places the organism in Eukaryota, Metazoa, Chordata, Actinopteri, Esociformes, Esocidae. The transcript is spliced from 2 exons. Gene Ontology annotation, biological process: actin filament organization; central nervous system development. The record is from RefSeq and is a predicted model, not a curated record. Gene Ontology annotation, cellular component: cytoplasm; plasma membrane. Gene Ontology annotation, molecular function: actin filament binding; calmodulin binding. Bases 206 to 832 code for a protein of 208 amino acids.
GCAUUCUUUAAUUUGCGCUCAGCAGCCGUGAGGUUCGUAGCCCAAAGAGAGGAAACUUUUAUUGCGAUCCAAAACGUACAUAAAGGGAAGAACGCGGAUUUAAAAAUCUGGCAAGAUCUGCAUAUCUGGCUGGAUUUUAAACCGCACAUCGUCUCGAGGUUUUUCUUUUAAGAUUAUAUUUUUUUGUUUAGAAAACCUCAAAAAGAUGGGAGCUCAGUUGUCCAAGGGUGGAGUAGCUGUGGAGGGGAAUGCCGUCGCCGACCCCGCUGUCGCUAAAACAAAUGGGCAGGAGAAUGGCCAUGUUAAAACCAAUGGAGAUGUCUCUGCCAAGCCAGACGGAGAGGCAGCUGCUGUUGACGGGAAUGGCACAGCCGAGCCAGCCAAAGAAGGCGAGACAGGCGCUGGCGACACAAUUGAGGCUGCCCCUGCUGCUGAAGGGGAGGCCGCCAAGGUUGAGGGGGAGGCCGCCAAGGAUGCUAAGAAGAAGAAGAAGUUCUCCCUGAAGAACUCUUUCAAGUUCAAGGGUAUCUCGCUGAAGAAGACCAAGAAGAGCAGUGAGGAGGCCAAGGAGGAGGCUGUCUCUCCCACGGCGGAGGACAAGCCAGAGGAAAAUGGCCACACAACCAAGGAGACCAAAGAGGAGACGCCGGCCACUGAGCCUGUGGCAGAGGCCAAGGAGGAGGCCGUCCCGGCCCCAGAGGCUGAGGCAGCAACAGAGGCUGCUCCAGCUGAGGAAGUCCCUCCCACAGAGGCUGCCCCCGUCGAGGAGGCUGCCGCCCCCGUGGAGGUCACGACACCUGCAGCGACCGAGGCCGAGCCCAAGACAGAGUGACCACAGCCGCCACGGCUACCUGAACUGUUUUUCCAAGAUUAAAGUAUAUAAAUAUAUAUAUGACUCGUGCCACGUUCUUAAAGUUAUAAACAAAACUACAAACGAAGACAAAUGAAGGAUGUAUCACAUUUGCUGAUUCAGCCACCAGUUCACUGCCUUUAUCAUUUCUCUACUUACGGAAUCUCACUGGCCCUCAUGAUAUUGUUGGCUGAGCGCCCCCUCAUGGUACACACUGGGACUGGUGCAUGGGGAAGGUAUUGGAUUGGGAUGUAGAAGGAAUCAGGAAUAAUGACUUAUUUUCCCAGUUCAUGGAGAAGCAUCCUUUUAAGUGUGGCAGCCCUAUAACAUUUUAUUUUCCUUUAUCUCUUGGGAUCUAAAAAUCGACAAUGGUUAUGGAGCAGGGCAGACAUAUCCUUCAACGGAAAUGACUGUUAUAUGGACACAUAAACCUUUCAAAUGAUCUUAUUCUGUUUUUUGAUUUCUACAUUCCCAUGUUUACCCCCCAAAUUUCAAGUAUGUUGUGCUGUAUAGAAAAACAAAAUUCAAGGACAGGAGGUGGAAAGAGCGAUAUCUUUGUUCGUGCUUUUUGAUUAUUUUCUGGCUAAAUCAAGCUUUCUGAGUCUUGCAGUGUUCACAUUUCAGAGUUUAUGUGAGAAAAAUGUGAGCUUUUAUCUGCAAAUUGUCUCUGUAAAUAUGUUUUUGGCCAAUAUUUUUGGUUCUUUAUUUUGCUAUCGUUUAAAGAUGUUAAUGGUUUUAUUGUAACUUUUAAUAAGGGUAAAUAAAUGUUUGAUCCCCUCUGA